Molecule: messenger RNA, 1137 nt
Organism: Saprolegnia parasitica CBS 223.65
Lineage: Eukaryota; Oomycota; Saprolegniomycetes; Saprolegniales; Saprolegniaceae
Exons: 5
Coding region: 1-1137 (378 amino acids)
Molecular function (GO): protein binding
Source: RefSeq, a predicted model, not a curated record
AUGCCACAGUCGCCCGAGAGCAGCGACCCGGCGUCGCCGGUACCCAACGACGGCGCCGUCAUGUCGUGGUCGAUGCCUCCGAUGGACGGCUCCCCGCCGACGGCCCGCGGUGGUCACUCGAUGCUGCUGGCAGGGCAGCAGCUGGUGCUCUUUGGGGGCCAUUAUUUCGGCGGCGAGGCCGGGUUUGUGUACCUGAACGAAGUAUGGGUCCUCGACCUCGAGACGUCGGCGUGGUCUCAAGUCAAGUGCGAAGGCAAGCCGCCCGCGCCGCGCUACAGCCACUCGGCGACGCUCGUCGGGGCCAAGAUGUUUGUGUUUGGCGGCAAAGGCGACAAGGGAAAGAUCUAUCGAGACAUGCACUACCUCGACCUCGAGACGUGGCACUGGUACGUCGUCAACUGGACGACCGAGUCGCCCCCCGAGCGGCUUGGCCACUCGGACUUGGCCGUCGGCACCAAGCUCGUCUUCUUUGGCGGCUGGGACGGCCAGAACAAGACCUUUAAAGAUCUAUGGGUCUUCGACACUGAGACGUUCGCGUGGCUCCAGCCCCACGUGGCGGGGACACCGCCGACGGCUCGGUAUGGCCACUCGAUGGCACUGCUCGACGACGGCCGCAUCGUUCUCUAUGGCGGACAAUCGGUCAAAACGGUGCCCGAAGUCCGCGUCGAGUAUUUCAACGACUUGUACACGCUGGACACGGAGACCAUGGCGUGGAUGCGGCCGCGCGUCACCGGGGACCAGCCAAUCCCGACGUUUAGCCACACCAUGACGAUGGUCGGUCGCACGCUGUACAUUGUCGGCGGCUGGUCGGGCACGGAGCGCAGUCCCAUCUACAUGGGGGACAAAGCGAUGCGGACGACGGCCAAAGCGCUGGCGCGCGAAGAGCGGUUGCAAAGCGGGUAUGACGCGCAGCCCGUCGACUACCGCCGGCUCCUUGGGGUCUCCAAAUACGUCCACGCGAUCGACUGCGAUUCGAUGGUGUGGUCACAGCCCAUCUCAGAGGGCUGCCACGUCACGAACCGGUAUGGGCACAGCGCAGCGGUCGUGGGUACCCACCUCUUUCUCUUUGGUGGCUGGGACGGCAACCGGUCGAUGAACGAACUGGUCGUCGCGGAUCUUCCGACACCCUCUCCGUAG